AUGUCUGCAAGCUUCAGCGAGCGCUGUAUGGGCUCAAGCAGUCUCCACGUGCAUGGUAUGCUCGCCUCAGUGAUCGCCUCCUUCAGCUGGGUUUUCUGUCCAGCUGCUGUGGACCGAGUGGUGGCCACUCUCUCUGGCACCUUCCCUAUCAAGGAUCUCGGCCGUCUUGAUUAUUUCCUCGGAAUUGAGGUAUCAUACAACCCUCGAGGGAUGGUUCUUACUCAGCGCAAAUAUGCUCUUGAUUUGCUUCAUCGUGCCAACAUGGAGCAUUGUCGUGCGGUCACUACUCCCUUGUCAUCUACAGACAAGCUAUCCCGUCAUACUGGUGAUCCUCUUGGUCCGGCUGAUGUCUUUAGCUACCGAAGUUUGGUUGGCGGUCUUCAGUAUCUCACGCUCACUCGGCCGGAUUUAUCAUUUGCUGUGAACAAGGUCUACCAGUUCCUGUCUCAGCCCACGACUGUUCAUUAUGAGGCAGUCAAGAGGAUUCUUCGGUACGUGAAGGGCACCAUAUCUACUGGUCUGCAUCUUCAGCGUACGACCUCCACGGCGUUGGAUAUCUACACUGAUGCUGACUGGGCUGGCUGCCCAGAUGAUCAUCGCUCUACAAGAGGUUUUGCUAUUUUUCUCGGAGGUAAUUUGGUCUCCUGGAGUUCUCGCAAACAGCCUACGGUUUCUCGGUCCAGUACUGAAGCCGAGUAUAAGGCUUUAGCGAAUGGUACUGCUGAAGCUAUUUGGAUUCAGUCUGUUCUCACCGAGCUUGGUGUUCGUCAGUCUCGCCCACCUGUUCUAUGGUGCGAUAACCUUGGGGCUACCUAUCUCUCAGAAUCCGGUGUUUCAUGCUCGUACAAAGCACAUCGAGAUAGAUUUUCAUUUUGUUCAGGAGAAGGUUGCCAUGGGAGCUCUUCAUGUUCGGUUUAUUGCCUCUGCUGA
Lolium perenne is the source of this 930-nucleotide messenger RNA. RefSeq lists its product as uncharacterized. Lineage: Eukaryota; Viridiplantae; Streptophyta; Magnoliopsida; Poales; Poaceae. The record is from RefSeq and is a predicted model, not a curated record.